AUGUAAAAAGUAAAUAUUGCUGCCAUCAAAAGUGACAAAGAUUUUAUUAAUUUACUAGAUAAGGUCGGAAAAAGACAUGAAAGGGACGAUUAAAAAUAAGAUAAACAAAAUACUGAAAAUAGAAUUUUGACAAGUAAUAAGAAAAAUAGCAAAUAAUUUUACUCUUUUUCUAUCCUCCAUAAAAGCAAUGUGGUUGUCAAAGAUCAUAAUAAAAUAAUUCUAUAAACAUUUCACAACAACAUCAAAUUGUCUGAAAUUAAUUCUGUCUAAUUUAAUGACAUCCCUCUAUCAGAAAGACAGACUAAAAGAUCAAACAUAGUUUAGAGAAACCUUUAUUUUGGCCUUCAUACAUAGACCUAAUAAACUCAAAGGUCAGAAUUUCAAUCAAUAAAUGAAGAAGUAAUUCAAUCUGGAUUAUGUAAGACGCAAAGAAACAAUAGGAUGGAUUAAAUACAAGAAAGAUUCAAUAGUUGUAAAGAAUACUUAUCAAAAGAAUAAUAGAGAUUGAAAAUGGCGGAGGAGUAAAUAGAAAAAAAUUAGCUUAUACUUGAAGAUCUAGCUUAAGAAUUGGAGAUUGUGAAUAGAAAUAAAGCAAUUUUCAAUUCUAUAAAGAAUUUAGAUUAAUAAGUAUAUAAAAAUGAACUAAAUUUUAUUAACUACAGAAAAGUUACAGAGGAGUUAUACGAAUUUAUAUAAUAAACUUAAAUAAAGCAUUUUAAGAAAUAAGAAUUGAUUUUGCCAUUUAUUGAGAGUUUUAAAAAUGAAUUAAAUUGUAUGCUUAUAGAAUAUGAAUCAUAAAUUAAAAGAAACUAAGUAAAAUGA
Paramecium tetraurelia is the source of this 822-nucleotide messenger RNA. RefSeq lists its product as uncharacterized. The record is from RefSeq and is a predicted model, not a curated record. NCBI's taxonomy places the organism in Eukaryota, Ciliophora, Oligohymenophorea, Peniculida, Parameciidae. The transcript is spliced from 3 exons.